AUGUUAGAUCAAGUGAUUCAAAUUCAAAUAUUGCGUCGACGACAAAAUUACCGUGUUUCUCGAAUUGUGGUCCUUUGCAAAGAUUGUGGCCAUGACGUUGGUCUCUAUCCUGCUCGUCACAAAUGUGAGUUGCCUCAAUCCGAUUCCUUCUCGAAUCCUGUUCCCUCUAUUCCCAAACAACACCUUUCUCUUAAAAAUAAAAAUGAUACUAAUGCUGCUGGGUUGUGGGGUAAACUUAGAUCUGUAAAUAAUUGGAAAAACGUAUCUGAAGACGAUAAUGUUACUCCUUCUAUAUCACAACCUUCUCAAGGUUCUAAACUAUGGGAUAAAUUAUUGAGUGCCGCUGCUGCUUAUAAUUCUAAUCAUGAUGAAGAUUCUGAAUAUGGUGAAACUCACAUUUCUCGUAUAUUACGUGAAUAUCAUCAUCAAAAAUCUGGUGAUAUCCCUGAUUGGUUAUUUGAUUCUAAUGUUAUCGUCAAUUCGGAUGAUGAUAAUAACAGGGGUAGGAAACUAGGGAUACCAAUUGUAGUUGACAGGAAUCGUGACCAUAGUCCAUCUGAUAGACUUGCUGUCCGUAAUGAUCAAAGAAAAUAUUCCCCUUCAUCUUUACCGAACAAUUUUGAUUCUGAUAUGUUUAAUGAUAAGACUAGCAAUACUCUUCAACUUCCAGGUUAUCAAAGAGUAGGUGGUGAUAGGUCUUAUCAAAAUACUAAUAGGGCAAGAAGUGCUAGUCCAAAUUAUAAUUUUUUAUCUUCAUCUCGUGAUGCUUCAUCUCGUGAUGCUUCAUCUCGUGAUGUUUCAUCUCGUGAUGUUUCAUCUCGUGAUGUUUCAUCUCGUGAUGUUUCAUCUCGUGAUGUUUCAUCUCGUGAUGGUGAUUCUCAAUAUAGUCAACGAUCAGGAAAUUAUAGACAAGGUGGUUUCUUUUAA
Racocetra fulgida is the source of this 927-nucleotide messenger RNA. The record is from the annotation of a GenBank genome assembly. Lineage: Eukaryota; Fungi; Glomeromycota; Glomeromycetes; Diversisporales; Gigasporaceae.